AUGGCAAAACUAUUUAUAGUAUUAUUUGUCCUUGCAAUUAUAACAUAUGCUCGUGCCGUCUCUGUGGACGUAAACAGUUUAAAAAUUCGUGAUGGUGGUGAUCCGAUUACUGCCAUAGUAUACAAUGAAACAGCGUUCUGUUCCUUUCUUCCACGAACUCCCGGUCAAGACAUUGGCACUAGUGAAAGUGAUGCUGUCGUUUUCUGCUCUGCACAUUUCGUGCAAUUUCCUAAUGUUAAUAUUUUCCCGGAUGGAUUUAUCCACACAAUGUACUACGCAUCUGGAGAUGGUUAUGUUCAAAUCACCGGACUCAUUAAUGGAAAUGUAUAUACGUCCCCACAAGACGGAGGUGGUCAAUAUGACACUAAAGCUCCUGUUGGUGCAAGUUGUUAUGGAUAUGAUUCAUUUGUAAACCUUGUCGAGCCUAAUAUUGAAGGAUCGGAUUAUGGCCAUUUCUGUAUUCGUUGUUGCGAUAAAACAGCUUCCGAUAAGUGCGAUGUUAGCAAAAGUACGUUAGGUUGUGUGAAUAUUGUUCAAGGAACAUAUGAGUAA
This is a messenger RNA of Dentiscutata erythropus, 552 nucleotides long. The record is from the annotation of a GenBank genome assembly. NCBI's taxonomy places the organism in Eukaryota, Fungi, Glomeromycota, Glomeromycetes, Diversisporales, Gigasporaceae.